Pseudomassariella vexata is the source of this 1600-nucleotide messenger RNA. RefSeq names its product cytochrome P450. The transcript has 7 exons. Bases 1 to 1479 code for a protein of 492 amino acids. NCBI's taxonomy places the organism in Eukaryota, Fungi, Ascomycota, Sordariomycetes, Amphisphaeriales, Pseudomassariaceae. Gene Ontology annotation, molecular function: monooxygenase activity; oxidoreductase activity, acting on paired donors, with incorporation or reduction of molecular oxygen; iron ion binding. The record is from RefSeq and is a predicted model, not a curated record.
AUGCUUCCAACCGGACCACGACCGUGGCCCUGGAUCGGUAAUCAGAGCCUGAUCCGGGGUCUCAACUCCGGGUCAUCAAGGACGCUGAAGCACUUGACAAGAUAUGGUGAUAUUGCCACGAUUUGGCUCUCGCGAAGCCCAAUACUCGUGAUUAAUAGCCCACGCGCAGCUCACGAGCUCUUGCAUUCCAUGUCUUCCAAGACUUCAGAUAGGCCUAUCACGGUGCACCAUAGAGCAAAACUACUUCCUUGGAGCUUGGUACUAGCGCCAUACGGUGAACAGUUCCACCGUCUGAGGAAGAUAUAUCACCACCUUCUUGGACAGCAAGGUGCCAUGAUAUUUCGCCGAUGGAGCGAGGAAGAGACAUUAUUCAUGUUUAAAUCCCUUGCAGAGCGACCAGAUCAGGCACACUUUGAGUGUGACCGACAUGCCUUCAACGUCACAAUGCGCGUCAUCUACGGUGUGCGUUACGGUACGGAAGGGGACCAAAGGGUGCGCGAUACGUUUCAGUUGUGGGAGACAAUGUUUUGCUACUUUCUUCCAGGAUCAUUGAUAUUUGAUUAUUUCCCCUCCAUGUUGAAGCUUCCACCUUGGCUGCAGCCGUGGAUGUGGAUAUUCAGGGGCUUAAAGAGGCGAGAGCGCGGGCUUCACCUUAGACAUCUGCGCAGAAUCGAAGACCAUUAUCUGCAAAGUAAAAAGAAAUCCACCCCCAUCUCAGGCACCCCCUUUGCUAUGCAGCUUCUACGAAUGACGGACGGGAUGAACAUUGGCGAACAGGCAAUCAUCGAUGUCCUAAGCAUGCUUCUUGGUGCCGGCGCCGACACAAUCAGCUGUUUCAUGCAGCAGUUUUUGAAGGCGAUGGCCGUGAACCCGAAGGCAGCCGUUGCGGCCCAAGCUGAGAUUGAUUCUGUCGUGGGGGCAAAACGCCUUCCAAAUUGGGAAGACAACCCGAAUUUACCCUACGUACGAGCGCUGAUAAAAGAAGUUCAUCGCUGGGCUCCAUUCGCAGCAGCAGGAAUUCCGCAUUCGACAACUGAAGAUAUUACUUACGGCGACUAUGUGAUAUCCAAAGGCACAGUUCUUCUACCGAAUAUCCCGUCCAUCAUGCGAAACCAGGAGAGAUAUGUGGAGCCUGACAGGUUUGACCCAGCUCGAUUCCUGAACGAUGGCUCGGACUCGGCGACGUCUGCCCACAAUCCAGAUUGGUCAAAGCGAGACCACGUCCACUUCGGUUGGGGUCGUCGACUCUGUCCCGGUGUAUAUGCGGCUGACAUCUGCAUAUUCGUGGCGGUCACUCGUGUUCUCUGGAGCUUUGACAUCCAGCCUCACCCUGGGAUCCAGGUCCGCAUGGAAGACGUAUCAGAUGGGCUUCUGAAGAAGCCAUUGCCUUUCAGGCUACAAAUCAACUCCCGGGGUCCAGGAUACGACGAGAUAGUAGCACAGCAACUCGAGAUGUGUAGCACGGCUAACAAGGAAUAGAUCCUAUUGUAUUCAGCUGGGGAGGACUUUUGGUAUAAAUUAAUAGCCAACAGAAGUAAUAUAUCACUGGGCAUUGUUGAGUUGAUUACUUGCAUAAAUCAAACCUGGUGGUCGAUUGGUG